AUGACGAUGGAAAGUCUAGAACAUGCAGGUAAUUCGCUUCGUAAUUUGUGGUUGCUUUGCUCCAAUAAAGACGAGUUCGCGCUGAAAUUACUAAACUUUGAAUCGUUCCACACUUGGCUGCCCAGGGAAACGCUUCCUCACAAACCCGAAUACCGGGAGGAGGUGCAGUUCCUUUUAGUGGCGAUGAGUAGUGAUUGCCACGCUGCCCCUAACGUUCAGCAGCUCAGGGAUCGAAUAUAUGCAUUCAACUUGUACGAGUACAAUGCUGCUAGUAAAUCCUGA
Sclerotinia sclerotiorum 1980 UF-70 is the source of this 282-nucleotide messenger RNA. RefSeq lists its product with no specific name. The record is from RefSeq and is a predicted model, not a curated record. Bases 1 to 282 code for a protein of 93 amino acids. The transcript is spliced from 3 exons. NCBI's taxonomy places the organism in Eukaryota, Fungi, Ascomycota, Leotiomycetes, Helotiales, Sclerotiniaceae.